UAAUUUACAAAAUUUAUCUGAAAAAUGAGUAAGAAAAGUAAAGCAGGAAGUAAUUUAGGACGUACCCUGAUCAAGGAUCGUUUUGGCCAUACGCCCAGGCGAAAAGUCGACAAUGAUUCUAUGUUACACACAACAGAAGUACAGGAUGGCUACGACUGGGGACGUCUGAAUCUCAGUUCGGUUACUGAAGAAUCAUCCUUUCAAGAAUUUUUGAGAACAGCUGAAUUGGCCGGAACAGAAUUUCAAGCUGAGAAACUGAAUAUACAAUUCAUAAAUCCCAAACAGGGUGUGGGCCUACUGUCCCGCAACGAGAGAUUGAAUAUUGAGAAAAAACACAAAGACAACAAAGAUUUAUUGAAAAUUCCACGUAGACCUAAAUGGACACCAGAAACGUCGGCAGAGGAUUUACAAAAGGCCGAACGUGAUAGUUUCUUAGAUUGGAGACGCAAUUUGGCUCUGCUUCAGGAAGAUGAGGAUAUUAUCCUAACUCCCUACGAAAAGAAUUUGGAAUUUUGGCGUCAAUUGUGGCGUGUUGUUGAACGUUCAGAUGUCAUUGUGCAAAUUGUCGAUGCUCGUAAUCCUUUGCUGUUUAGAAGUGAAGACUUGGAAAAGUAUGUCAAGGAAGUUAAUCCCGACAAGAUGAAUAUGAUUUUGGUAAAUAAAUCAGAUUUACUUACUGAGGAGCAGCGAAAACAUUGGGCAGAAUAUUUCGAUCAACAAGGUAUAAGGACAGCGUUCUUCUCGGCAGCCUUGGCCACAGAGGAGCUGAAGGAAGAAGCCAAAAAUAAAGAAGAAAAACCAGCAAAAACUGAGAUCAAGGAAAGAAAGGCACAGGAAAAAGAUAGUGAAGAAAAUGAUCCCACUCCUAAUGAAGAAAAGGAAAGUGAAGGGGAGGAAGAUGAGCAAGAAGAAACACCUGCCGAUAUAUCACUUAAGGAACUUAAAAAAGCGGCCUCUGAAAUUAAUGACACCCUGGAUAAAUUGGAAGCCAAAUUAGAGAAAAUAGAACAAAAACUACCCACACCUGAAGAAGAAAAGGCGGAAAAAUCAUUUAUGAAGAAUAGUUCGAAAUUACUUACCCGCGAAGAACUAAUUGAACUAUUCAAAAAUGUCUACGAUGGUCCAAAAUAUACUGCCAACGUCACGACCAUUGGUUUGGUGGGUUAUCCAAAUGUGGGUAAAAGUAGUACAAUCAAUGCCCUGAUGACAGAGAAAAAGGUUUCAGUCUCAGCCACUCCGGGCAAAACAAAACAUUUUCAAACAUUGUAUUUGGAUAAGGAUUUGUUGUUGUGUGAUUGCCCGGGUUUGGUUAUGCCCAGUUUUGUUUUAACCAAAGCUGAUAUGAUAUUAAAUGGUAUAUUGCCAAUAGAUCAAAUGCGAGAUCAUGUUCCGGCAGUAAAUCUUUUGUGUUCACGUAUACCACGUCAUGUGCUGGAGGAUAAAUAUGGUAUAAUUAUUGCCAAACCUAUAGAGGGUGAAGAUCCCAAUCGUUGUCCACAUUCUGAAGAACUUUUAUUGGCAUAUGGCUACAAUCGUGGUUUUAUGACCUCAAAUGGCCAGCCAGAUCAAUCUAGAUCAGCCCGUUAUGUUUGCAAAGAUUAUGUCAAUGGUAAACUAUUGUAUUGUGUGGCCCCUCCAACCGUGGAGCAAUCAGUGUAUCAUACCUUCCCAGAACGUGUACGCAAAGAGGUGGAAGAAAAAUCACUGCCACAUCAACAGCAAAGGGCAAUGAGGGUCAAAACAAACACCUCUUCAACCGAAUUGGAUAGCAAAUUUUUCACUGGCCAGAAUUCCGCUGCCCAUGUUAAAGGCCGUACCAACUUCCCUCACAUCAGGUUAGCCAAUGAUGGUAGUCUAGUCGAAACCGAUCCAUCAGCCAAACCAUGGCGUAGUGUCAAAAAAGAGAGACGUGAAAAAUUGCGUAAGAAAUUUGGCCAUUUAGAUCAGCAUUAAGGAAA
Musca vetustissima is the source of this 1958-nucleotide messenger RNA. RefSeq names its product large subunit GTPase 1 homolog (gene Ns3). Gene Ontology annotation, molecular function: GTP binding; GTPase activity. The record is from RefSeq and is a predicted model, not a curated record. NCBI's taxonomy places the organism in Eukaryota, Metazoa, Arthropoda, Insecta, Diptera, Muscidae. Bases 25 to 1953 code for a protein of 642 amino acids. The transcript is spliced from 4 exons. Gene Ontology annotation, biological process: ribosomal subunit export from nucleus. Gene Ontology annotation, cellular component: cytosol.